This is a messenger RNA of Sycon ciliatum, 1290 nucleotides long. RefSeq names its product transmembrane protein 222-like. Lineage: Eukaryota; Metazoa; Porifera; Calcarea; Leucosolenida; Sycettidae. The transcript has 6 exons. Bases 70 to 636 code for a protein of 188 amino acids. The record is from RefSeq and is a predicted model, not a curated record.
UCUGUUCAGUUUAGUUUUUUGAACUGCUUUGUACGUACAUGACUCGUUUGAUUGAUGUGAGACUCGAGCAUGGGUGACGACUGGGCUGUGUCUUCCUCAGCAGAUCUACCAGACAUGGAGGCCGAUAAGCUUACCAAGCAGGACCUCUCAAUUGAUACAAGACGCCAUCGCUAUCCUUUCUCCAUCGUAUGGACCCCAAUCCCUUGCCUCACAUGGCUGUUUCCAUUCAUUGGGCACAUGGGGAUAUGCAUGUCGAAUGGCGUGAUCCGAGACUUUGCUGGCCCCUACUUCGUGUCGGAAGAUAACAUGGCAUUUGGCAACCCAGUCAAAUACUGGCAGCUGAAUCCGGGAAGCUCGGACGCAGAUCGUCGAGAGUGGGACAAUGCGGUCCACCAGGCUUCGGAGACAUACAAGGGUAGAAUGCACAAUCUACUCUGUGAUAACUGCCACUCGCACGCUGCCAUGGCACUCAACCUGCAGUUGUACGACGGCUCGAGUCGCUGGAACAUGGUCAAGCUUGCUCUGUACAUGAUGAUAUACGGCCGCUAUACCAGCUGGUCCGGUGUUGUCAAAACAUGGCUCCCUUUCCUGCUGUGUGUGGGAGUCAUCCUGCUCGUGGUGUUCUUGGUUCGAUAGUGUUAACAGUCCCAUCGGUCGGGAAGGGGACUGAGGAACUGAUGCUAACCGUUAUCCUAAAUUAGGUCUGAAGGUAGACAUGCGCAUGCGUUUACCUGCUGGAUCGGCUGUGUGCUUGUGUAAGUUGUCUUGAGAGCCUUAUUUGAGCCGUGUAUAUAUGUAUAUAGCCAUAUUCGAUAUUUUGCCAUAUUCCAUAUUAACUUUUCAAUUUACCCCAUGCCAAAGAUGUUUGCUGCCUAUAUUUUAUGACUUAGUCCGAGCUGUUUUGCCGAUUGAUAAUAAUUCUGACAGAUCCUGAGCCUUUUCUUUACGUAGCCUACUUGCUGCCCUAUGUUUAGCACACUGUCUGUAGUAGGGCUUUAGUCGGAUUAUGACAUGGCCAUGCUUAUUGUACUGCCGUUAGCUUUUCAACGGUUUAAAAAAAAAAUUUUUUAGUUUCUAUAAAUCAUGCUUCGAAAAGUGAGGCUGACCGUUCGUACCUAUACUACUCCUAUGCAUGAUCAGAAUCAUAAUGUGUGUGCCCGCAUAAAUUUUUGUUUGUGUUUGCUGAAAGCAGCGAGCACUUGUGGCGAGUUCGAACACAAUCUCAGUCGCUUCCACCAUCACCACGGCGAGUCAUCCUGGGAAAAGUCAAGCGACUAGUGUAGCCUGCUA